Messenger RNA from Cryptomeria japonica (Japanese cedar), 615 nucleotides. RefSeq lists its product as uncharacterized. The transcript has a single exon. The record is from RefSeq and is a predicted model, not a curated record. The coding region runs from base 1 to 615 and encodes 204 amino acids. NCBI's taxonomy places the organism in Eukaryota, Viridiplantae, Streptophyta, Pinopsida, Cupressales, Cupressaceae. Gene Ontology annotation, molecular function: nucleic acid binding; RNA-DNA hybrid ribonuclease activity.
AUGGACAAUCUUAAGACAAGCAUAGAAGAAGUCAUUUGUGGUAAGUCAAGAAAUGUCAGAAAAUUCAAAUUCAAUGAUUGGGACAUGGAAAUGGAAAGGAAUUCGUCUUUCAAAAAUGCUUUAUUCCAUCAUCCCAAGAAAAGAAUCAACAGGAAAGAGGUCAAAUGGGAGAAGCUGCAUAGAAAUUGGGUUAAACUUAACUUUGAUGGGGCCUGCAGAGGUAAUCCGGGAAAGGCCAGUUUUGGAGCAGUCAUUCAAAAUGAGGAAGGGAAUAUGGUGAGUGGUACAUAUGGCCAUAUUGACUGUGCUACCAACAAUGAAGUAGAAAUAAGAGCCCUUGAGGCUCGGCUUGUUCUCUACAAAGAGAAAGGUUUAACUAAUGUACAGACUGAAGGAGAUUCUCAGAUAAUUAUAAAUGGGGUGACUACCGGUAGGUUACUUAAUUGGAAACUCGCUAAAUGGCUGCCUCGGAUUCAAUUAUUACUCCAAGCAAUUGAGCCAUAUGAAAUAUCAAAUAUUCACAGGGAGGGAAAUCGAGUAGCAGACCUGUUAGCAAAUUUAGGAGUCAAUUCACGGGCUACAGAAGUGACAUUUGAUUCCAAGACACUAAGUUAA